This is a messenger RNA of Dichomitus squalens LYAD-421 SS1, 1740 nucleotides long. RefSeq lists its product as uncharacterized. Gene Ontology annotation, biological process: retrograde vesicle-mediated transport, Golgi to endoplasmic reticulum; Golgi localization; endoplasmic reticulum to Golgi vesicle-mediated transport. The record is from RefSeq and is a predicted model, not a curated record. The coding region runs from base 115 to 1701 and encodes 528 amino acids. Lineage: Eukaryota; Fungi; Basidiomycota; Agaricomycetes; Polyporales; Polyporaceae. Gene Ontology annotation, cellular component: COPI vesicle coat; cytosol. The transcript is spliced from 7 exons.
CUCCAACUCAGAUCGUCUGCACGACCAUCUUUUACGACCUCACGCCGUGUCUACGGGACCCUCUGCUUGACGAAGACGACAGGAUUAUAGGCAGGUCGUGCGCUUGGAUCCGCCAUGGUUGUCCUCGCAGCGUCGAUAUGUACAAAGGGCGGCAAGGCCGUAAUAUCUCGUCAAUUCCGCGAUAUGUCGAGAGCGAGGAUAGAGUCCCUCCUCGCUUCCUUCCCGAAACUUAUUCCCACCGGAACGCAACACACAUCCGUUGAAACCUCUGAUGUUCGUUAUGUAUAUCAACCGCUGGAGGACCUGUACAUCCUCCUCAUCACGAACAAAGCGUCAAACAUUCUGCAAGAUAUCGAGACACUCCACCUCUUCGCGCGCGUCGUAUCAGACAUGUGCAGGAGCGCGGAGCAGCGCGAGAUUUUGAAAAACGCAUUCGAGCUGUUGAGCGCAUUUGAUGAGAUUGUGAGCCUGGGAUACAGGGAGCAGGUCAACCUCAUGCAGGUGCGCAAUGUGCUGGAGAUGGAGAGUCACGAGGAGAAGAUCCAGGAUAUCAUUGCUCGGAACAAGGAGGCGGAAGCAAAGGAGGAGCUAAAGCGCCGCGCCAAGCAGCUGGAGAUGCAGCGUCGCGAGCAGCAGAGGCGUGCCGCUGCCGGUGGUCCGUCCGGUGGAAGCUACCUAGGUGGCGGGAUUUCUGGCUACUCUGCGGUACCUCAACGCGAGUUCAACGCCCCCACGCCUCAACGUACGGCAUCACCCGCGCCGUCCAGCUUACGCGCGCCGGCAUUCAAGGGGAGCGGUAUGAAGCUUGGUGCCAAGAAGUCGCAGCAGUCGGCCCUUUUGGAUGCCCUCGGUGGAGAAGCGCUCCUGUCUGAAGACAUGUCCGCACCCGCUACCCCCGCCGUCUCGAACACUCCAGAACCUGUUGCUGCACAUAAGAAUGAGCGUGGAAGCUUGCCCCCUGUGGAGGCCGAGAGCGUUCACGUCGUUAUCAAAGAGUACCUCAACCUGGAACUCGUGCGCGAAGGCGGUCUCAACAACCUAGAGCUUCGCGGGGACAUGAACCUGCAGAUCUCUGAUGCGGACCUGGGCCGCGUCAAGCUGAGCCUCGCCCCUGCCCCUGCGAGCUUCGGACCAGAGCUUCAGUUCAAGCAACAUCCGAACGUUGGCAAGUUCGUAGCGAACAGGGACCGUGUCGUUGCGCUCAAGGAUCCUUCGCGCUCGUUCCCGAUUGGCCAGCCCCUUGCGGUACUCAAGUGGAGAUACGCCGGAAAAGACGAGACCUAUGUGCCUAUGUCGAUCAAUUGCUGGCCGACACCGUCCAACGAUGGCACUUGCGACGUAAACAUUGAGUACGAGCUCGAGAACGAGGGCGUCACUUUGCAUGACGUGGUGAUCUCAAUCCCACUACCUGACGGGUCGUAUCCCACAGUCUCCUCCCAUACGGGGGAUUGGGCACUAAACUCUUCGAGCCACUCGCUCGACUGGAACAUCCCGCUUAUCAAUGCGGAAGAAAAGUCUGGGUCUCUCGAGUUCUCGGUCGGCGGGGACGACGCCGGUGUCUUCUUCCCGGUUAGGGUGUCGUUUGUUGGCCAGGGCAGCAUUGCGGGGGUUAAGGUUGCAUCAGUGGCACGUGUCGAUGGCGGCGACGUCGUGUUUUCGGAGGACGCGACUAUCGCCGUGGAAAACUAUACCGUCGUGUAGGGCGUUGUACAUAGGAGAAUUAUAUAUUCGCUAUCGUCC